CUCUCGCUGCUUCCCUCCUCUCCAUUCCUCAGCAGCACGUCAUUGUAUUCAAUACACCUCGCAUUAAUUCAUGUUUUGGAUCGAUGGUAAAAACAAACACUUGUUUUUAGUGAUGCAAGCACUCAUGUCGUCGAUGCAACGUGCAGCUGCUGCGCAACCAGUUUGUUUCUGCCUCCUUCUCUUUUUGUCGCAUUGGAUUUAAAGGAGAAGCGGAGUUAUUGAAUAUGAGAGCACACUUAUAUAUGUUGGCUGUUUUUCUAUAUCUGUGAGCCGUUUGUGACAGGAAGACAUGAUUGUCAGAAACUCGAAUAGUGUCCUCCGGUGAUAAUUUUUGGGGCGCCCACAGGGAGGUCGAGAGAGACACCCGGAGAAGAUCCCUCCGGACAGUCUAACUGGAAGGCGUCCAGCUGGCGGGCUGAGCAGACAGCAGUGCACCUCAGAGCAGAGGACGCAGUGAAGGGCAGCAUCCAGAGACCCACCCUGCUGGAUCAUGGGAAACCAGACUGGGAGAGAAAGUCAUGGCACCACAGGUUCUCCUUUAGAUUUCUACCAGACGCCUCCCACCACGCCCUCAGAGGCAGAUCUGGCGGCCAUGGCCUUGUCCUGUACAGCCUCCUCCAGUAAGGCACAGACUCCAUCACCGGCCGGCAGCACCACCAGCUCUCCCCUCGCAGAAUGGACACAGAAACUAUCCGCUCCCUCAGAGUGGGCUGUGAUCAGCGUGGACAGCAUCAGCUCACAGACCAAUGUGAGCGAAGCAGCAGUGAGGCAGCAUGGGGGGGCGGCGGGCAGCCCUACGUCGCGGCCCCCGUCCAGAGGAUCGCCCUCAGAGCACAGCUGGCAGGAGAGAGACAGCGGAGUGGAGCCGCAGGCCGCAGCAGAGAGGAGUGAGGAGAUGACGCUGGUGCUGCUCAGUCUGAUGGAGCACUACAGGGCCUCAAUGGGCCUGACCCCCAACACUGAUGUCACCACAGGAGCAGUGGAGCUGCUCAGGUGCUUGAUAAUGGAGAGAGAUGAGCUGGUGGAGGAAGUGGACCAACUGAGGGAGACACUGAGGAUGGAGAGGUUGGAGUGGCAUCAGUUCCAGAGUGACCUGCAGGUGGCGGUGUCUGUGGCCGACCGGCUGCGGGUGGAGUCGGAUCAGGCCCUCAGUGAGGUGCAGGAGAGUCACAGAGCCGUGGAGCAGCAGCUGGAUCAGGCCCUCAGCAGGCAGCAGGAGAGAGACACAGAGCUGGAGAGUCUGGAGGUCCAGCACCAAGACGUCUGCAGCCAACUGAGCGAGGUGUCCCUGCUGCGGGAACACGAGCGAGCCGAGCUGGACGCUCUGAGGAAGGCGUGCAGGGAGAAACGCAUGACGAACUGUGACAAACAGACACAGAGACAAGACUCUGAGGUGGGGCAGAGGGAGGAAACACAGAGAGUUGUUGUGGAGAAGCCCAGGGAAGUUGAAGCCGACACUGAAGUAAACAUUUUUGAAAAGCCAAAGCAGCCGACUGAUGCAAGUCAAGAGGCGGAGGAUCAAGGUGACUCUGAGGAGGCUGAUGGAUCAGGCAGCACGGCGCUGAAGGGGAAAGGGGUGGCGGAGGGAUACCUUCGCAGUCUGGCUGUGCUGGAGACGAAGAAGGAUCCCAGGAGGAUUGUGAUGCUGUCUGAAAGAUCUUGGAGUCUCUCUCGUCUGCCACUCCCAACUGACUCCUCCAGGGACAAUGGGACCUCAAAAGAAACGAGCACAACACUGCCGCUAUGCAAGAGAGAGGAGCCACCAAAGCCGAGGAGAACAGACCGGAUCCUGCAGCGUCAGGACAGCUGGUCCAGCUUUUACACCGGCAAACAGGAUGAGGACCAAAGCACAGAUUACAUCAAACCCCAGGAUGGUUUCAGUGCUCUGCUGAGGCGUCAUGGCGGCUCGAGGAGAAACUCCCUGCUGCGCUGGUGCCAGAGUCGUACCCAGGGUUAUAAGAAUGUUGAGAUCACAAACUUCAGCAGCAGCUGGGAGGACGGCCUGGUGUUCUGCGCCGUUUACCACACAUACUUACCAACGCACAUCCAGUACGACACCCUCGACCCAGCACACAAGAAGGAGAAUCUGGACCUUGCUUUUAAGACUGGAGAGAGUUUGGGAAUCACAGCCACACUGAGCGUGGAGGAGAUGCUGAAGGCCGACGGGCCGGACUGGCAGAGGGUCCUCGGUUAUGUGGAAAGCAUUUUCCGGCACUUUGAGAUGUGAAGUUAAAUGUCUCUCUUCUUGUUCUUCCUCCUGGUCCUUUACCAUGAUUGUGACUGAAGAACUGAAACACUGUUCAUCACAAUCUGCUCAUAAUGAACUCUGAUCAGCCAGGAUCAGAAAAUAUGUCUGCAAUAUUAAGACUUAACGGUGUGCUUUUAUGUAUCAAAUAUAAUGUUCAUCACACAGAAACUUAACCUUGGGAGUAUUUUUAUUUUUUUUACUUAUCUAUUCAUAUCCAAAUAGCAGCAAGGUGAUGCAACAGACACUUUGUCAGAUUUAAAGUGAGUACAGGAAUACAAACACCUCGACUAUUACUUUCACGUUGGGUGCUGAGUGCACUGGUUUUGCACUGAUUGUAAAAACAAAAGAGCACUUUAUUAUUAAUGUUGACUUUUGUUUCACUUUUUUUAUUUCUGAAUAUGGGGCACUUGAAGUUUUAUUUAUCUUGACUUUAUAGUUAUUUUUUUAUCAUGAACGUCUCCCACUUAUCAUCAUGUCUGCAUGCACCCUAUCCCAAGAAGUAGGAUGCAGACAUGAGAUUUUAAAUGUUGGAUUAGUGAUGUUUUAACCUUAAAAACUCAAAUGUUCAUCAAUGCGAAAGUUAACUUUGAGGAAAUGUAAAUAUGUAAAUGUGUGUAAGCGCUUCAGUAUUUUUAGAAACAUGGUAAACAUAUGAAGAUGUUGUUGCCAAAGCCUUAAUGCAAUAAUAAAGUUAUGUG
Molecule: messenger RNA, 2946 nt
Organism: Gymnodraco acuticeps
Lineage: Eukaryota; Metazoa; Chordata; Actinopteri; Perciformes; Bathydraconidae
Product: cytospin-A-like
Exons: 12
Coding region: 491-2227 (578 amino acids)
Molecular function (GO): protein binding
Source: RefSeq, a predicted model, not a curated record